Molecule: messenger RNA, 591 nt
Organism: Nerophis lumbriciformis (worm pipefish)
Lineage: Eukaryota; Metazoa; Chordata; Actinopteri; Syngnathiformes; Syngnathidae
Source: RefSeq, a predicted model, not a curated record
ACCGGAAUGUCGGAUGAGGAUUCUCGUGCCAGCACCAGCUCUUCGUCGUCGCCGCCGUCGUCCAGCCAAAGCAGACAGAAGGACACGUCUUGCAAGAAGAAGCGUGAGAGCAAAGCCAGCAUGAGCAAGACCUCCAAGCUGCUUUCCACCAGCGCCAAAAGGAUUCAGAAAGAGCUGGCUGACAUCACACUGGACCCUCCACCAAACUGCAGUGCGGGCCCCAAAGGAGACAACAUCUAUGAGUGGAGGUCCACCAUCUUGGGACCGCCGGGCUCCGUGUACGAGGGCGGCGUCUUUUUCCUGGACAUCGCCUUCACGCCCGACUACCCCUUCAAACCCCCCAAGGUGACUUUCCGCACUCGGAUCUACCACUGCAACAUCAACAGCCAGGGUGUGAUCUGUCUGGACAUCCUGAAGGACAACUGGAGCCCCGCCCUCACCAUCUCCAAGGUGCUGCUGUCCAUCUGCUCCCUGCUCACAGACUGCAACCCAGCCGACCCUCUGGUGGGAAGCAUCGCCACCCAGUACACGACUAACAGAGCCGAACAUGACCGAACAGCCAAACAGUGGACCAAGCGAUACGCCACAUAA